Messenger RNA from Moesziomyces antarcticus, 612 nucleotides. RefSeq lists its product as uncharacterized. The record is from RefSeq and is a predicted model, not a curated record. The coding region runs from base 1 to 612 and encodes 203 amino acids. The transcript is spliced from 3 exons. NCBI's taxonomy places the organism in Eukaryota, Fungi, Basidiomycota, Ustilaginomycetes, Ustilaginales, Ustilaginaceae.
AUGCGGAUCACGUCCGCACCCCUCUGUCCCUCGGCCACGCAUCGUCCAGCCUUGUACGGUCUCGAUCAUUUUCCGGGAGAGCAGCAGCAGCAGCAGUACGAGCCGCGCUCGCGGGUGCUGCGGGGCUGGCCUGCGAUCCGGAUCUCCUACGUCGAGAUCCAGGGGACCGGCUGGCCGCUCGCCGAGUCAGAGCCCGGACUGUUCUGGCUCGGACCCUACCACCCCAAUGCAAGGUCGCUUGGAGAGCCUAGGGUCUGCUGGCGGUCCACACGGCGCCUCGAUUGGCUGUUCGACAAUACCUCCCUCGACUGGGUGUGCACUCCCACCUCUGUGCGAGCCAUUGCCGCGAUUCGACCUGAAGACCCACCGAACACGCUGCCGAUGAAGCUUGUGAUGAAGGUGCUCCACCCUUUGCGGCUUCCGCUCUGCAGCGACAAUGGAAUGCACGACUUGCCAGGCGGCGCGUCCAUGCUCGGCUUCAAAGCCUGCCUGGGCCCCGCCUGCGAUUGUGGCGUCGCGCGUGAUGCCCUCAAGCGGCAAUCCUCGCCCGAUUUGGACUGCGAUUGGGACCACGAAAGCGCCCCCCGAGACGAUGCUACGGAUCAGUGCUGA